Messenger RNA from Synchiropus splendidus (mandarinfish), 2427 nucleotides. It is a transcript of the gene rap2c, whose product is annotated as RAP2C, member of RAS oncogene family. Gene Ontology annotation, molecular function: GTP binding; GDP binding; GTPase activity. Gene Ontology annotation, biological process: Rap protein signal transduction; negative regulation of cell migration. The record is from RefSeq and is a predicted model, not a curated record. The transcript is spliced from 3 exons. Bases 602 to 1153 code for a protein of 183 amino acids. Gene Ontology annotation, cellular component: plasma membrane. NCBI's taxonomy places the organism in Eukaryota, Metazoa, Chordata, Actinopteri, Syngnathiformes, Callionymidae.
AGUGUCCGUGUAGUUAGCGUGUGUGAAGCAGUUAGCUUCAGGAAAUCACUUGAGGAAGGCAAUUUUCUGCAACUGUAAAUAAUCUCGGUAACACGGCGUUUAUCUGACGCGGGACUCGCCUCGCUGCGCUUUGUGUCCAGGUUGCAUUGUUUAGCCUCAAGUGCCUCCGUCUGUAGGGAGUGUCGAGGUGACAAACCGGGCCGGAACCAGAACCAGGCCUGGGCGGACUCGAGCAGCUCUCCCGCGAGCUGGUGUGGAGGUUCGGACCUGGCAUGGUGAGCCUGGACCCUGGACCAGCGUGUGUGUAACCAGGCGGCCACGUUUUUCCCGGUGCUUCUACCGGUGGACCGGGCGUAUGUGACGCUGCAGACGGGCGACUCGAAACAUGGGACCUAGCUGUAGCGCUAGCUAACACCCAAGUGAUCAACUCCCCCCCUGAAAUGAGCGCCAGGUUUGGCUUCAUGUAACGGAGCAGGUUAUUUUCUAUGUCGCCUGACAUUUGUUGUCAGUUGCCUCUUGAGCUCUGCUGAGGGGCCUGAUGAAUGUUUGGGGAGCGACUUUAGCCGUGUAGCUGAGCCGUUAGCUUGACUCCGUCGCUCCAAUGAAAGAAUACAAAGUUGUCGUGCUGGGCAGCGGCGGCGUCGGCAAGUCCGCCCUCACCGUGCAGUUUGUCACCGGCACUUUCAUAGAGAAGUAUGACCCGACCAUCGAAGACUUCUACCGUAAGGAGAUCGAGGUGGACUCCUCGCCCUCCGUGUUGGAGAUCCUGGACACUGCGGGCACCGAGCAGUUUGCCUCCAUGAGAGACCUGUACAUCAAGAACGGUCAGGGCUUCAUCCUGGUCUACAGUCUGGUCAACCAGCAGUCCUUCCAGGACAUCAGACCAAUGAGAGACCAAAUAGUGCGAGUGAAGCGCUUCGAAAAGGUGCCGCUGAUUCUGGUUGGAAACAAAGUGGACCUUGAAUCGGAGCGGGAGGUGGCUGGCUCAGAUGGCAGAGCUCUGGCUCAAGAGUGGGGCUGCCCCUUUAUCGAAACCUCUGCCAAGAGCAAGACGAUGGUGGACGAGCUGUUUGCUGAAAUAGUGCGACAGAUGAAUUACUCGACGCUGCCAGAAAAGCAGGAGCAGUGCUGCACGGCCUGUGUGGUGCAGUGAGAUGGAGGUGCUGUUUGUUUGGACCACCACAAGCAUUCUGACGGAAGCGUAGACGACCAGACGUGAGCAGACUGUCCACCCCUGGUGACCGCCGGCCACCGGGCGUCUGGCAGCCAAGAUGUCGGCCACUAUUUUUGAUAUCACAACUGUAAGAAGUUUCUGCUGCAACCUUAACGGCCUUCGUGCUAAAUUCUGGGAUGGACUAGGCGGUAGACGGACCUGGAGUGAGCUGAGACAGCCACCUGUCAAUCUCAGUCUUUUCAUUUUUCUUCUUUUUAGUCAAAAGUAAUAAACAAGAGUGUUUGUGAGGUGGCAGCUUCCUCCGUAAGCUGCUUUAAUCACUAUGAUAUACUUUACUAUGACCUGUAUUAUGUCUCAAGUUUGGAAUUUGAUAAGUAUUUCAUAUAACUGAAGCGUUUUUAUUUUCAAGCAUGCAUUCUUUAGGAGCUCAUAAGCCGUGAGUUUGUUUCCGUCAGGUUUACUGCUUCUCUUUUUUGUUAUCUUGUCUAGAAGUUUACAUUGAACCCACACGAACCGCAUUUUUAGCACCAGUACGCGUAGACAGGAAGUUUGUGUGGAGCAAACUGUUGUCCUAUAAUAUGUCAGUCGCUGGCAGGAGGAGGCGUCGUAACAUCUGCAUGCGCUAAAUGAAAAAUGUUUUGUCACGUAAACACCGUGAUACCAAGAGCCAUGUAACCUUUUUCAGAAGGAGUUCUGACUCUGCAGUUCAAUCACAAGAACGCAGGUCUUCCAUCGUCAGUCACCCCUCCCCCCCGAUCAGAGGAAGGUUUUCGGAGUGACCGGAAGAAAUCUCUCUGCUUAUGGCUACAUUAUGUGUCGCUUUAAAUCCAGGAGUUGCUGUUUGUUGUCAUGGAAUAACUGCAGUUUUGGCACAGUGAAGCAUAUUUAACAUGCUGUUCUGUAUUUCUUAUAGCAACAUAUUUAUUAAAAGCUAAUGACAAGAGUAGCCAGUUUUAAACAUUUUAAUUUUGUACUAGUUUUGUGACUUUUAUCAUUUUUUUAAGCUGUGAGUUUUAACAGAGCCUUAAAUGAUUUCUGUUGCUGUUCCAGGCUUCUUCAUACUUGUAUCAAGACCAACAACUGUCAUCCUCCGGUAAUAAAACUUUCUGCUUUCAUCAAGGCACAACGUUCAAAGUAUUUUACUUUUUGUGCCGAUUUUGGCCUGUUUUGUAAAGUCCUUGUAGAACUGAACUGAUUAGUUGAUUAUUCAACAUUCAUUUAAAUAAUUGUUCAAGUCGGAAUAUAAAAGAAAA